AUGAGAGAGAAGAGCAAGGUGUGGGAGAGGUUGGGCAAGGUGUGGGAGAGGUUGAGCAAGGUGUGGGAGAGGUUGAGCAAGGCGUGGGAGAGGUUGAGCAAGGCGUGGGAGAGGUUGAGCAAGGCGUGGGAGAGGUUGAGCAAGGUGUGGGAGAGGUUGAGCAAGGUGUGGGAGAGGUUGAGCAAGGUGUGGGAGAUGUUGAGCAAGGUGUGGGAGAUGUUGAGCAAGGUGUGGGAGAUGUUGAGCAAGGUGUGGGAGAUGUUGAGCAAGGUGUGGGAGAGGUUGAGCAAGGUGUGGGAGAGGUUGAGCAAGGUGUGGGAGAGGUUGAGCAAGGUGUGGGAGAGGUUGAGCAAGGUGUGGGAGAGGUUGAGCAAGGUGUGGGAGAGGUUGAGCAAGGUGUGGGAGAGGUUGAGCAAGGUGUGGGAGAGGUUGAGCAAGGAGUGGGAGAUGUUGAGCAAGGCGUGGGAGAGGUUGAGCAAGGAGUGGGAGAGGUUGAGCAAGGAGUGGGAGAGAGAGCAAGGUGUGGGAGAGGAGAGCAAGGUGUGGGAGAGGAGAGCAAAGUGUGGGAGAGGAGAGCUUGGUGUGGGAGAGGAGAGCUUGGUGUGGGAGAGGUUGAGCAAGGUGUGGGAGAGGUUGAGCAAGGUGUGGGAGAAGAGAGCAAGGUGUGGGAGAAGAGAGCAAGGUGUGGGAGAGGAGAGCAAAGUGUGGGAGAGGAGAGCUUGGUGUGGGAGAGGAGAGCUUGUGUGGGAGAGGUUGAGCAAGGUGUGGGAGAGGUUGAGCAAGGUGUGGGAGAGGUUGAGCAAGGUGUGGGAGAGGAGAGCAAGGUGUGGGAGAGGAGAGCAAGGUGUGGGAGAGGAGAGCAAGGUGUGGGAGAGGAGAGCAAGGUGUGGGAGAGGAGAGCAAGAUGGGAGAGGAGAGCAAGGUGUGGGAGAGGAGAGCAAGGUGUGGGAGAGGAGAGCAUGGUGUGGGAGAGGAGAGCAUGGUGUGGGAGAGGAGAGCAUGGUGUGGGAGAGGAGAGCAAGGUGUGGGAGAGGAGAGCAUGGUGUGGGAGAGGAGAGCAUGGUGUGGGAGAGGAGAGCAUGGUGUGGGAGAGGAGAGCAUGGUGUGGGAGAGGAGAGUACGUCUAACUACCUUGCCCUGGUAACGAGCCCCUACGCCAAGCUGAGCAAGUGCUGGUGUCUGAAAAAAAACUCAUGCAUGUACGAACAUGUUAUCAAUAGCACCACGGGUGUUGAUUACACAGGAUUUGAAGAAAAUGUCCUGCGUGCCACAGACAAGGGCACAGAGAGCACAGACAUCUCAGAUGACGUGUGGUUUGCUCCAUUCCUUACCUGGGCAUCAGGACAUUCCAAAGUGCUUGCAACCGGAAGGUGA
Molecule: messenger RNA, 1374 nt
Organism: Bacillus rossius redtenbacheri
Lineage: Eukaryota; Metazoa; Arthropoda; Insecta; Phasmatodea; Bacillidae
Product: golgin subfamily A member 6-like protein 25
Exons: 5
Coding region: 1-1374 (457 amino acids)
Source: RefSeq, a predicted model, not a curated record